CAUCUUUCCAAGGUCCCCAUGCCCCAUCCCUACGAAACCCAACGCAUGGGUGAAAACGGCCCUCUCCUCCUCCAAGACUUCCAUCUAAUCGACCUCCUCUCACAUUUCGACCGUGAGCGGAUCCCAGAACGGGUCGUUCACGCCAAGGGCUCCGGAGCCCACGGGGUCUACAAGACUACCCACUCGCUCUCCGAUCUCUGUCUCGCCGACAUGUUCGAAGAAGGAAAGGAGUGCCCGAUCACCGUGCGCUUCUCGACCGUUGGUGGAGAAUCUGGCUCCCAUGACUGCGCCCGCGACCCCAGAGGUUUCUCAGUCAAAUUCAAGACGGACGAAGGAAAUUGGGAUCUAGUAGCAAACAACACACCCGUCUUCUUCUUGCGCGACCCCGCCAAAUUCCCACACUUCAUUCACACCCAGAAACGAGAUCCAUCCACUCACCUCACACACGCAGACGACUCGACAGCAUUCUGGGACUACCUCUCCCAAAACCCCGAGUCCGUCCACCAAGUCAUGAUCCUCAUGGGCGACCGCGGAAUCCCCGACGGCUUCCGCUUCAUGCACGGCUACCUCGGGCACACGGUCAAGCUGGUCAACAAGAAGGGCGAAUGGGUAUACUGUCAAUUCCACAUGAUCUCGCAGCAAGGCACGAAGUUCCUCACGCAAGAAGAGAGCACCACCAAGUCUCCGGACUAUGCCCAGAAAGACUUAUACAACGCCAUCGAGUCUGGCGACCUCCCCCAAUGGAGCCUGGAGGUGCAGACCAUGAGCGCCAGGGAAGCCGAAGAUCUCUGGGAAAAGCAGAAGAUCAACGUCUUCGACCUCACGCACGUGUGGCCGCACAAACAGUUCCCGCUCCGCAAAGUCGGCGAGCUCACACUGAACGAGAAUGCCAAAAACUACUUCGCGGAAAUCGAACAAGUGGCCUUCAACCCCGCGCACAUGGUUCCCGGCAUCGAGCCAUCCGCUGAUCCUGUCCUCCAGUCGCGACUGUUCAGCUACCCAGAUGCUCAUCGCCACCGAGUCGGCGUCAAUUACCAGCAACUACCCGUCAACGCCCCGCGCAUCAACUACCGGAUGGCGAAUUUCCAGAGAGACGGCAGCAUGGCGUUCUGCAACCAGGGAUCGCGGCCGAACUACAUCAGUUCCAUCGAGCCCAUCCGUUUCCGCGAGCGGACGGUGAACCUCGACCAAGUGCACGGAAACUUCGCCGGCGACGCCGUCACCUUCCUCUCCGAGAUCCGCGAGGAGGACUUCGCCGCCCCGCGCGCGCUGUGGGAGAAGGUGUUUGACGCGAAGGCCAAGGAACGCUUCGUCGGCAAUGUGUCCGGACACAUGGCGAACUGCAAGGACAAGGAGAUCAUCAGGCGGCAGAUCGCUAUCUUCAGAGAGGUUUCGGGGGACCUUGCUUCCAGGCUUGAGAAAGCGACGGGCGUUAAGGGGUACGAUGGGAUUGCGAAUUUGAGCUUCAAUGGUACACAUAAUGGGAUGGCGAAGGGAGGGAAAGCGCCGGCGAAUGGCAUGAAGAGCACGCGGGUUAGUCGGUGUGAGGGUAAUGGAGCGCCGGUGGGUGGGUGUCAUGGUAAGGUGGAUGGGGUAAAUGAACACGCGAAUGGAACGAACGGUGUAGCUGCCCAUUAGACUUCCUAUCUCCACAGAGAUUAUUGUAUAUAUACAUUGUAGCUUCAGACAAGAUUGCAAUAAGACUUCGCA
Hyaloscypha bicolor E is the source of this 1710-nucleotide messenger RNA. RefSeq names its product catalase-domain-containing protein. Bases 19 to 1638 code for a protein of 539 amino acids. Gene Ontology annotation, molecular function: catalase activity; heme binding. Lineage: Eukaryota; Fungi; Ascomycota; Leotiomycetes; Helotiales; Hyaloscyphaceae. Gene Ontology annotation, cellular component: peroxisome; cytoplasm; mitochondrion. The record is from RefSeq and is a predicted model, not a curated record. Gene Ontology annotation, biological process: hydrogen peroxide catabolic process; response to hydrogen peroxide. The transcript has a single exon.